Oryctolagus cuniculus (rabbit) is the source of this 808-nucleotide messenger RNA. NCBI's taxonomy places the organism in Eukaryota, Metazoa, Chordata, Mammalia, Lagomorpha, Leporidae. The record is from RefSeq and is a predicted model, not a curated record.
UGCGCGCGGAGCGGGCUCCGGAGGGAAGUCCCGAGACAAAGGGAAGCGCCGCCGCCGCCGCUCGGCCCCCGCUCGUCCGUGACGCUCGCCGGGCCGCGGCCGCCCGAGGACUGGAACAUGUCGGGCAUCGCCCUCAGCAGACUUGCCCAGGAGAGGAAGGCCUGGAGGAAGGACCACCCGUUUGGCUUCGUGGCUGUCCCAACCAAGAACCCCGACGGCACGAUGAACCUCAUGAACUGGGAGUGCGCCAUCCCCGGCAAGAAGGGGACGCCGUGGGAGGGCGGCCUCUUCAAGCUGCGGAUGCUUUUCAAAGACGACUACCCGUCCUCGCCCCCGAAAUGUAAAUUCGAGCCACCGCUGUUCCACCCCAACGUGUACCCCUCGGGCACGGUGUGCCUCUCCAUCCUGGAGGAGGACAAGGACUGGCGGCCGGCCAUCACCAUCAAACAGAUCUUGUUAGGAAUCCAGGAACUGCUAAAUGAACCAAACAUCCAGGACCCGGCUCAGGCAGAGGCCUACACAAUCUACUGCCAAAACAGAGUGGAAUACGAGAAAAGGGUUCGAGCACAGGCCAAGAAGUUCGCGCCCUCGUAAGCGGAGCCCGCGCAGGAAGGGAUGGGUGGCGAGGACUUGUUUACAGUCCAGGUCUGAUUGCCCCGUACGCCGCUGGUCACCCGGGGUCGGGUGGGCGCCUGGGCCAUGCCGCCGCUGUACCCGUGCUCGAAUCUCACACAGGGUCUCUUCCUCCAGUCUUUUGUAUUUUUGAUUGUUAUGUAAAACUCGCUUUUAUUUAAAAAAAAAAAAAAAA